AUGUUGUCAGGUUGUAGGGUUGAGGCUGGCAGUUUUAGGGUGAUGGGUGGACUGCAGCUUAAUGCAGUGGGGGCUGGCAGAGUUUGUCCAGGAGGUGACUGCAGUAGGGGGAGGCUGCUGGAAUGGGGCUGUGGCAGUAGGUUGCAAUGGAGGCUGGUAGCAUGGCAUGAUGCACUGCAGCAUAGCUUGCAAGUUGCUUCAGGAAGGACUGCAAGUUGCUGUAAUGUAGAUGUUGGCUAA
Dovyalis caffra is the source of this 240-nucleotide messenger RNA. Lineage: Eukaryota; Viridiplantae; Streptophyta; Magnoliopsida; Malpighiales; Salicaceae. The record is from the annotation of a GenBank genome assembly.